Sclerotinia borealis F-4128 is the source of this 2190-nucleotide messenger RNA. The record is from the annotation of a GenBank genome assembly. NCBI's taxonomy places the organism in Eukaryota, Fungi, Ascomycota, Leotiomycetes, Helotiales, Sclerotiniaceae.
AUGAUGGCAGGAUGGUUCGCAUCCAACUCUGCUUUGGAUGAGCAGAUUGAAAAGGCUACCAACUCUUCCCUAGAGGAUAUCGCACUCAACCUCGAAAUCUCCGAUGUGAUUCGUUCCAAAACUGUGCGCGCAAAUGAAGCUAUGCGAUCACUCAAACGGCGCAUAGGCAGCAAGAAUCCCAACUUUCAGCUCAGUGCACUGAAUCUAACGGAUACUUGCGUCAAGAAUGGUGGUUCGCACUUCCUAGUCGAAAUUGCAUCGCGCGAGUUUAUGGAUAAUUUGGUCUCGCUGCUCAAGGCAUAUGGCGGGGCUGCCGUCAACGACCACGUCAAGAUUAAAAUAUUGGAGCUUAUACAAAGCUGGUCUACAGCGACCGAGGGCCGCAGCGAGCUGUCUUACAUUGGAGAGACCUAUAGAGCUUUACAAAGAGACGGGCUCCGAUUUCCACCCAAGACCGAUGUCGCAAGCAGUAUGUUGGAUAGUAAUGCUCCACCAGAAUGGAUAGACUCGGAUGUUUGUAUGCGCUGCCGGACAGCAUUCAGCUUUACGAAUCGAAAGCACCAUUGCCGAAAUUGCGGUAAUGUUUUCGACCAACAAUGCUCAAGCAAGACCUUACCCCUUCCCCAUCUCGGGAUUCUACAGCCUGUUAGAGUAGAUGACGGCUGCCACAUAAAACUCACCGACAAAUCUUCGAAGGGUCCUUCAUUUACCAACGAACGAUCGCCUACGCAUACAUCACACAAACACAAGUCAUAUGCAUCUAUGCAACCUCGAGACGCGCGAGUGGAUGACGGUUUUGAUGAAGACCUCAAACGAGCUUUGGCAAUGAGUCUGGAGGAGGUUAAUGGUCACUCAGGAGCUGGCUAUGUUCCACAGUCGAAACUUCAACCUGUGCCAGAAUUCCAGGAACCCCCAAAUAAAGGACUUGUUACAAAGGAUGCAGGCAAACCCGGAGAAGAAGACGAUGACGAUCUGAAAGCGGCGAUUGCGGCAUCACUUGCCGAUAUGGAAGAACAGAAAAAAAAGCAUACAGCUACCAUCAAAGAGCAGGCCUCCACCGUUGACUCGAGCAGCUCUUUCGCAGGUGCUUUUGUUCUGCCGAGGAACCAUUACGAACUCACCCCUGUCGAGGCGGAAAAUAUAAAUCUUUUCUCCACCCUGGUAGAUAGACUACAGACUCAGCCACCAGGGACAAUCCUACGAGAGCCUCAGAUACAAGAGCUUAAUGAUAGUAUCAAGACCCUUCGUCCAAAACUCGCACACACCUACGGAGAAACAAUGAGCAAGCAUGAUGCUUUACUAGAUUUACACGCCAAGCUUUCCACUGUUGUACGGUAUUACGAUCGUAUGCUUGAGGAACGUUUGUCGAAUACCUAUAAACAGCACAGUAUCGGAGGGUAUACUCUUCCUCAGCAAGGCGCUACACCUAGCAUGUAUCCUUCUAUCCCUUCCAACGCACUCAAUGGGGGUGGAGGGGCAGAAAGUUUCUACACUGGUAGUACUCAACGGGAACCUUAUGCUCCUCCCCAGUCGACAUAUUCUUACCAUUCAGGUCAACAGCAGCACCCCAUAUACAACAAAAGGGCUUCUGUUUCUGAUAUUAGUUAUCCUUCGCCAGACCAGCGAAACGAAACUUUCGCCCAGCAACAAGGUCACCAAGUUCAACGCCAACAUACUGGCAAUUGGCAAACGAGUGAUCUUGCCCCUCAAUAUUCAGCCCAAUCGACCCCUUAUUCGCCACAGCAGCAACAUCAGCCACCCGUCCAAGCUCAAGCAUCGCCAGGUGUUCCAUCUCAACCUCCUGUCAACUUUGUUCCAUUGGAGCCGAUUAAUAAGGCAUCCGCUGAUACUAAUACAGCGGCUUAUUACAGUACUGCUAUUCCUCACCAAUCUCAAACAGCACUAGAUCAGGUAAAGCCUCAGUAUUCGGUUCAGUCACCUCCUCAGUAUCCACAUGCACCUUCGCCUCAACAAUUUACCCAUCAGCCAUCGAACCCACAAGAGCCAUCGUAUUCUACCCCUCAACAACAACCUCCAUAUUGGCAAUCGCAACAACAAGCUCCAAUACCUCAACAAUCAUGGCCUACGCCUGUGUCAAACUAUAAUGGAUACUCUCAAGAAUCAUUUCCGUCUGCUCCACAACAUGCUCCGCAAGCCAAGGUCAUGGAAGAGAGUCUCAUAGAUCUUUGA